GCCACGCUGUUUCUCUCUCUCUUUCUUUGGGUGCUUUGGGUGUUUCUCUCUCUACUGCCGCGACAACCCCCUCCCUUGCCCUCUUCUCCCCAACAUCUCUUAUUUCCUCGGGUUUCGCUCCCUCACCCCCACACCCCCCAUCUCUCUCUCCUCUCCUCUCCUCUCCCUCGCCGCUGCUUCCGCUCUCUAUCCGAGCGCGACCGAGGACGAAACCGCCGCUAUAAGUAGCGAGCCCCGCUUGGGAUCGGAAUGCUCGUGGGGAGAUGAGCAAUUCGGAGGUGGAGGAGGAGUCCGAGGAGGAGGAGGAGGAGUUCUAUGAGUCCUUGGAUCGGAUCCUCUCGUCGUCGUGCUCCUCCACCUCCGCCUCCGACGACGACGCCGACCACCACCACCACCGAGGCGGCGGGCGGUCGCCGGUGCCCCGGUUCCCCGCCGCGGCGGCGUCCCUCGAGGUGUGGAUCGCCGAGCCCGCGCCCGUCGAGGAGCGGCGGCGCCGGCUCCUCCUGCAGAUGGGCCUCGCCGGCGACCCCGCCCUCGCCCGUCGCCGACCGGCUCACGACGCCGGGGCCGCGCCGCCGGAGAUGGGGAGAUCCGUCUCCUGCGACGGGGUCUUCCCCUCUACGUCGUCGGCCUCCUCCUGUGGCGGCGCCGCCGCCGCCGCCGCCGACUCCGUGAUCGCCCGAUCCAGAUCCGAGGGCUCCGUCGACCCCAAUCCUGUAAAUAGACCUUUACUAAAUCCGCAGCAGCAUCGGCCCCGCCACCAACGAUCGGCGGUCCAUUUUCCGAUCUCCAGCAAGCCCCCCCUCGUCGGACGAUCUCGGCCGUUGUCGGCCGGGAGUCUCGAGGUCGCCGACGGAGACGAAGGGGAUCGCGAGGGAAAGCUCGGAGAGGAGGACGAGGACGAGGACGGAGACGAAGCGGAGGGCGGCCGCGGCGAUCCCCAGUGCCUGAUCAAGAAUUUAGACAACGGCCGCGAGUUCGUGGUCAAGGAAUUCCGGGAGGACGGGAUGUGGAACAAGCUCCGCGAGGUCGGGACCGGCCGCCAGCUCACCAUGGAGGAGUUCGAGAUGUGCGUCGGCCGGUCCCCGAUCGUCCAGGAGCUGAUGAGGAGGCAGAACGUUGAAGACUCCAGAAGCGGCGGCCGCGGCGGCGGCGGCGGCGGCGGCGGGAGCGGGAGCUCCGGAACUGCGCCGCGGAGUGGCGGGUCGGACGUGGGCAAUGGCGCGAGGUCGAAGAAGAGAGGGGGCUGGCUCCGCAGCAUCAAGAACGUCGUGGCGGCCGGUGGCCACCACCGUGACCGCAGGAGCAGCGACGAGAAGGACACGUCGUCGGAGAAGGGAGGAGGGAGGCGGUCGAGCUCGGCCACCGACGACAGCCAGGACGGGCCCCACUCGCUCAGCCAUGGACCCCAGCGGACCAAAGUGCGCCAUUUCGGGAAGUCCCAAAAGGAGCUAACCGGGCUCUACAUGAGCCAGGAGAUACAGGCGCAUAGCGGAUCCAUAUGGAGCAUCAAGUUUAGCCUCGAUGGUCGGUAUUUGGCGAGCGCCGGCGAGGAUUGCGUCAUCCAUGUGUGGGAGGUCAGGAAGGGAGAGUUCUUGGUUGAGAAGGCAUUGGAGGAGAAUGGGAACAAUUACUAUCCUAUUGCUGCCGCAGUUAGUAAUGGGUCUCCGGAGCCGAAUUUGGCGUUAGCUUGCGUAGAGGGGAACCACUUGGAGAAGAAGGGAAGGGCGAGGGUCUCCGGCCGCAGAAAGUCUGCGAGCUCGGACCAUUUGAUGGUGCCGGAUCAUGUAUUUGCUCUGUCGGAGAAGCCUAUCUGCUCUUUCAGAGGGCAUCUGAAGGAUGUCCUUGAUCUCUCUUGGUCCAAAUCGCAGUACCUUCUUUCCUCUUCAAUGGACAAAACUGUUAGAUUGUGGGACAUGUCCAGCAAUUCCUGUUUGAAAAUGUUCUCCCACAGUGACUAUGUGACUUGUAUCCAGUUCAAUCCUAUUGAUGACAGAUACUUCAUUAGUGGGUCCCUAGAUGCAAAAGUGCGUAUCUGGAGUAUUCCGGAUCGUCAAAUCGUCGACUGGAAUGAUCUGCAUGAAAUGGUCACUGCUGCUUGUUAUAGCCCCGACGGACAGAGUGCUCUGGUUGGCUCACACAAGGGGAGUUGCCGCUUGUAUGAUACAUCUGAUAAUAAGCUUCUUCAGAAAAGUCAAAUUGACUUGCAGAACAAGAAAAAGAAGUCCAAUCACAAAAAGAUUACUGGUUUCCAGUUUGCUCCUGGGAGUUCCUCAAAGGUGCUUAUCACAUCUGCUGAUUCACGAAUCCGGGUUAUUGACGGUGUUGAUUUGGUUCACAAAUUUAAAGGGUUCCGAAAUACCAACAGCCAAAUCUCUGCCUGCGUAACGGCAAAAGGUAACUAUGUGAUCUGCGCCAGCGAGGACUCUCACGUGUAUGUGUGGAGAGAUAAUGGCGACUCCGAUUCUCGACCAAGCAGAAGCAAAAACGGUGUUGUCACUGUUACACAGUCCUACGAGUACUUCCACUGCCACGGUGUUACGGUAGCCAUCCCUUGGCCCACCACCGCCAAAGGGGCACUACCGGAAACUCAUCCGAGUAAGCAAAAUGGCGUAGACGGAGAACCAAAGCAUGCACAAAGGAGCAUAUCAAGCGAUAGGGUUUGCGCGACUUGGCCUGAAGAGCUCGUGACUGCCAACAAGAAGAGCCAUAAUGGUAAUACCGAUCUAAACGGGGGUUCACCGGUUAAUAGCCGACCAGCGUGGGGAUUGGUGAUCAUCACUGCAGGCCGCGGGGGCGAGAUCAGAACUUUCCAGAAUUUUGGGGUCCCCGUCCGAGCAUGAAAGGGCAUGAGGAGGACACAUCGGAUCGAACAGUAUUUCCGCGGUUCUAACAUUUGGGAUAAUUGCAAUUAUCCUGUGUAUAGAUAAGAGUGAAGAGGAACCGCAUUUAGCCUGGCAGCGAAGCUAAUAUUCUUCUUCGACUCGGCUAUAAACUGUUAUUUAGUUGAAUUUUUGUACAUGAAAGUGGAACCUUGGAAAAAGAAAAAAAGAAAAAGAGAAAAAAGAAAAAGAGAGAGAGAGAGCUACACAUUGGUUUGGAUGGAUUUGGACAAAUUCUUUUGGAUCGCUUGCUAGGGCAGGUGUGUAGUAUUAGAUUACCCCAUUGUCAGUUUUUUUUUCUUCUUUUGUUUUUCUUUUUCACUAUAUAUUGUUGUAAGAAGCAAAAGAAAUUCAAUAUUACAAAAAGGUUUACGGUUA
This is a messenger RNA of Ananas comosus (pineapple), 3260 nucleotides long. RefSeq names its product WD repeat-containing protein 44-like. The record is from RefSeq and is a predicted model, not a curated record. Gene Ontology annotation, molecular function: protein binding. Lineage: Eukaryota; Viridiplantae; Streptophyta; Magnoliopsida; Poales; Bromeliaceae.